Molecule: messenger RNA, 2674 nt
Organism: Apis cerana (Asiatic honeybee)
Lineage: Eukaryota; Metazoa; Arthropoda; Insecta; Hymenoptera; Apidae
Gene: SerRS-m
Product: Seryl-tRNA synthetase, mitochondrial
Biological process (GO): seryl-tRNA aminoacylation
Molecular function (GO): serine-tRNA ligase activity; ATP binding
Source: RefSeq, a predicted model, not a curated record
ACUUUUAAGUUUAAAGAAAAACACGUGUGUCUCAUAGAAUUGUAAAAGUUAUUGUGUUAUAUAAAACUAAACAAUUAAUUAUUUUCUUGAAUAAUGAUAUAAUUCAUUAUAACAACUUAAUUAUUUACAAAUUAUUUUAAAAUAAUUUUGAAAUAAAAUAAAUAUUUCUAAAUAAUAAGUGCAAUAAAAAAAGAAAAAUGUAUCUGUUAGAGGUUAAUUGAUUAUAAAAAAUUAAUAUUUAAUAUAUAUACAUAAUUUAUAAUUAUAUUAUUCUUUUAAAAAAAUGUGGUCUAGAAAACAAUUUAAUCAAUUUUUUAAAUAUUCUCAAUUUUUUACGCGGAUUUUGUUAAAAAAACAAUCAACACAAUAUAAUGUAGAUUCUAUGUUGCAUAUUCCAGAACCUGAAUAUGAUGUAGAUUAUAUAUGCAAUCCAUCUAAUCGAGAUAUUAUUUAUAAUAAUAUAUUAGCAAGGAAAAGUAUUGGAAAUAUUGACAAAGUUCUUGAAUUUUCAAAAAAACCAGAAUUAAAGAAAUUAUUCUUAAAUGAAUUGAAUAAAAUACCAAAUCAAAUAGAUCCAAUAGUAUUAUCCUAUGGUACAGAACCAAAAAUUUUAAAAGAAUGUGGACACAAACCAAAAUUUGACUUUGAACCACAAGAAUUUUCAACAAUAGUCACAAAAUUAAAAGCAUUCAAAAGUAAUAUUUUGAAACCCUUAAUAGGACAACGUGGUUAUUUAUUUUUAGGAGAUUUAGCAGAAUUAGAAGAAGCAUUGAUUAAUUAUACAAUCAAAAAAUUAAUGAAAUAUGAUUUUAAACUUGUUUCUGUUCCUGAUAUUAUUCCUACUGAAAUAAUAAAUAGAUGUGGAUUAAUAUCAGAUGAUAAAAGAGAUCUUAUAUAUAACUUAAGUCCACAUUAUGGAAAUUACAGUUUAUCUGGAACAGCAGAAAUGUCUUUAGCUUAUAAAAUAAUGAAUACCAUAUUUGAUUCUGAAGAUUUACCAUUAAAAAUGGCUGCUGUAAGCAGGUGUUUUAGAGCAGAAGUAUCUAAUCUUCAUCAAGAGAAAGGUUUAUACAGGGUUCAUCAGUUCACAAAAGUUGAAAUGUUUGUAUGUUCAAAACAUGAAGAAUCUGCAAAUCAAUUUCAAGAACUUCAAAAUAUUCAAGAAAAUUUAUUCUCUUCUUUAAAUUUACAUUUUCGAAUAAUUGAUAUGCCAUCUAAUGAUUUAGGAUCUCCAGCAUAUAGGAAAGUAGAUAUAGAAGGCUGGAUGCCUGGAAAAAAAAUGUAUGGAGAAUUAUCUAGUUGUAGUAAUUGUACAGAUUAUCAGUCACGAAGACUUGGUAUAAAAUAUAAAACAAAGAAUGGAGAAAUUUUAUAUGUUCAUACUUUAAAUGGAACUGCAUGUGCUAUACCCCGUAUGUUAAUUGCACUAUGUGAAUCAUAUCAAACAAAACAUGGUCGUAUUACAGUUCCAAACAUUUUAGCACCUUACAUGACAGAAAAAAUACUUAUUAAAAAACAAAAAAUUGCAGAUACAAAACUUCAUAAAUUUAAGAUAUUCAAUCUAUAAAUUUAUCAGUACUUAUAUACUGAACAUUUAAUUUUUUCUAACGUUUAAAUAAAAAUAAUAGAAAUAAUAAUUUUAUUAUUAUUUUGUGAAAAUAUAUUUGAGAGAAAAAAUAAUAGAUUUUAGUAGAAUAGAGAUAUUAAUAUUUGAAAGACAAUAUUUUUUAUAAUUUAUUACGAUAUUUUAAUUUUAUAUCUAUAUGCGAAGAUAUGUAUUUAAAUUAGUAAAUAUUGUAUAUACUUUAUCAUGCAUAUAUGUAUAUAUUACAUAAAUCAUUAUAAUAUUUGAUAUUUAAUAUUAUAAUAAUUUAUGUAAUUAAAUAUUUAUUAUUUAUUAUUUAAACUGGAAUUUUAAUUUAUAAAAUAAGAGUAAAAUUGAAGAAAAUAAAAUUUUUACUUUUAAUUAUAUAUAAAUAUUGAAAAUUAUUUUAUUCUUUUGAUUUUCUUUUCAAAGUUAAUUAAUUUUAAAUAUAUUUUACAAUUUCAAAUUAUUUUAUGUAUUAUAUAAUUAUACAUUUCAAAUAUUUAUAACAUUAUAAAUUACUAUUAUAUAGGAAAUUAAAUAGGAUUUAUAGAAAAUUCAAAUAUUAAACACCACCUGACAAUAUAUUUUCUAAAAACUAGUACAAUAUUAUCAUACAAAGAAUGUGGGUUUGAAAAUUAUACGUACACAGGGGUAAAGAUCUUUUCUUCAUUAACUUGUUAUUCUGUAUAUAUUUUGUAGCGGUGUUAUAAAAAUGUAACACAAAAUAUUUUUUCUUAAAGUAAUACAAUUUAAAGACACUGUCAAUUUACAAUCUCCUUUGCUAAUUAGAUGAUAAUGUUUUUUAUUCAUUAAUGAUUAAAAAACUGUAUAUACUUGUCUUGAUAUAUUGUGUCUCAGAAUGAUACAAACUUUAUUUUUUCAAAAUUUUCAUUUAUCAGUGCAAUCCAAUUUCAGUUCAUAUUUUGAUCCAUUUUAAAAAUUUUGGAUAAAAUCCAAAUAUAUAUAUAUAUAUUUUUUUUUUUUUGAUAAUGAAGCUUAUAUUAUUCUGAAAUAAUAUAAAUAAUAAUAUAAUAAUAAAAAUAAUAUAAAGUUAAAAAUAAAACUGUAAAAUAUUGAUUAAACAUA